Molecule: messenger RNA, 1544 nt
Organism: Sitophilus oryzae (rice weevil)
Lineage: Eukaryota; Metazoa; Arthropoda; Insecta; Coleoptera; Curculionidae
Product: serpin B4-like
Exons: 6
Coding region: 95-1444 (449 amino acids)
Molecular function (GO): serine-type endopeptidase inhibitor activity
Source: RefSeq, a predicted model, not a curated record
AUAUAUAUCAUUAUUAAAAUUAUAUAUUUUAUUUUGUAUUUUAAAAAUUUUCUUCCCUGAAUCUACACCACGGUUAUCAAAAAGUGAAAAAAAAAUGAAAAUAUGGCCUGUGCUUUUGUGCGUCGCGAUUUUCGUUCAAUGCGGCGACAGUGGUUUGUUCAAAUUUAUCAAACCACAUUGGUGGAUUGGACAAGCCAAAAAAAUUAUAAAGCUUCCUUUUGGUGAACGGGAACAAGUUAAUACUACCGUAGAAGAACCUGUUACUAUUCCACCAGAACCAACACUUACAACCCAGGAAAUUCUGUUCAACUUAGGUCCAAGCUUACAGAGUUAUUUCCAAACAAACGACCCCUUAAUCAAAAACAAUUAUAUUGUCUCGCCAAUUAGCGUAGCCAUAGCGCUCAGCAACCUGUUGCUGACCGCAGAAGGUUUGCAGUACGACGUGAUCUCAAAUAUACUACAGUACCGCUCAAAUGGAGAAAACAGAAAUCAUAUGGAUUUCAUCUGGGAUCUAUACAACGUAAUUAACUCAGUUAAAUCGUCAUUUCGAAAGAAUUACACUUUUUAUCGCAAAGAAGGACUGUUUUUCAGCGAAGACCAAGAACUUUCAGAUCAUUUCCUGGCCAAUACCGUCAGAUUUUUCAAAACUGACAUUGUGCCAAUGGAUUUUACAAAACAAAACAGUUUUCGCAAAAUCAAAAACUGGGUAGUCAAAAGCAGUCGAAAGCAUAUUGGCAACAUAUCGACGGCCGCUGUGAACAGCCAGAUGGAAUCACUGCUGGUGAACGUGGUGGUUUUUCAAGCCAAGUUCAAAGACUCCUUUCGAAAAUCUUCCAUCCGAAAAGAUUUCAGCGUCAAGCCGUUCAAACAGAUCAAAGUCGUCUAUUACGAGGGAUUCGUAGAAGGGGCAUUUUUCGUAGAAAACGAUAGAUACACUUUAGUAGGAGUCCCCGACCGAACCCAAAAAAUAUACCUCUAUAUUAUCCUCCCAAAGGGCUCGGAUUGGAUCCAGUACGAAAUAGCCACCUUCUCCAACAAUUUCAACUACCAAGAACUGUCAGUAAUCCAACAAAGCAGAGUGAGAAGCGACGUGAAGCUGAAAAUACCGGACGCCUUCACAUCUGUCGUGGCAUUCGAUUUGUUCAAGCCCAUUAUGAACAUAAAAAACGAACACAACAAGGAUUUUUCCCUGCCUCCUUCAAGAACUCUUAAGCUAAGCGAAGGUUUCGACUUAUCUGGUGUUAUGCAGUACAUGUACCUGAACAUGGAGCACUUCGAUGAUACUCCUGAAUAUAUUCCGCCAAGUCGACAGAAAAGAGAAGAAAAGGAGGAUUACAAGGACUUCACAGUUGACAGACCGUUUGUUUUCUUUUUAAAACAUGAAGAGAGCAACGCUGUGUUAUUCUGGGGUAGUAUAUCCGAUCCUUCAAAAAUAUCAAACUAAUUUUUGCAUGUAUUUAUAAAUAAACUAGUACCAAUAUAUAAAACUUUUAUUUAAUUACUAUUAUUUUUAGUAUAAUUACGAUUAAACACAUUUCGAAACA